AUGACCUCAUCCGAUCAAUCGGUGCCCGAGAAUCGUGGCGCCUCAUCCAAUCUCCAGUCCUCGUCUCUUGCCAGAAGAACCCAUACUGCAACCGCGCGACUUUCAAUGGCGCCCAUCGCGACUCCGAGGGUCUCAGCGUUUUCUGCCUUACAAACCAGAGCUGCAACCAGCAUUUCGACCUUUGACACUCCUGUUCAAGCGUCCUCUUCACCCGAUCAUCACUCCCAGCCUGCUAAUACCGAGUCCCUGCAUGUUGUACCAGCACCUGUGACCAUCAAGCGCAACAUCCCCUCUGACGAUGAUGAAGACACGAAGCCACCUCAAGCCAAGAGACCCUACGGAUGGCAUCCUCCUCUUCCCGCGCCACCAUCAGACUGCAGCAACAGAAGUCGCCAGCGCUCUAUCCUUCCAUCGCCUCCACGUCGCAUUCGAUCCAGAUCCCCACGAGCCAGAGCCAUCUACGAAGACUACAAGCCGGGCCUCCGCCUCCCGUCCGGUGUCGAUCAGAAUACCACUGCCAACGACUGGCACGACAGUUUCAUCCAAGCUACUCGCAAUGCCCACAUAGCGAGAAUCGAGCGCCUUCGGGCCAGAGAAGAGUUGCAGGAGGCGAUAUUCGAACUGGAUCUUUUUCAGCUGGAGGUUGCUAGAGAGAAGGUGGGAGAAACCCGUGAGGAUGAUUGA
Messenger RNA from Aspergillus melleus, 684 nucleotides. RefSeq lists its product as uncharacterized. The record is from RefSeq and is a predicted model, not a curated record. The coding region runs from base 1 to 684 and encodes 227 amino acids. The transcript has a single exon. NCBI's taxonomy places the organism in Eukaryota, Fungi, Ascomycota, Eurotiomycetes, Eurotiales, Aspergillaceae.